AUGGCUGCGCCGGCAACCUCCACACCUCGAGGCACAGCCCCGACCUCGUCCGUGUCUGCGCCCGCGUCCUCGUCUCCCAUCACCGCGUCCGUGAUCAAGUUCCGCUGUCUUUACACACAUGAUCUGCGUCGAAAGUCUAAACGCUGGCAAGAUGGCUAUCUCAGAUACCACGCGUUCAACAAACGCGUCAUGGUCUACGAUGAAACUGGGAACUACAUUGGCGAUCAUCACUGGCGGUCCAACGAUGAGGUACAGGACGGUGACGAGAUGGAGCUGGAUAAGGGGGCGUUGAUUCAAGUUGGCGAGCGUAUGGGAACGACUCAGACGGAUCUUUCCAAUUUGUUUGAGAAGCGGAAGUCCAGUCAGAGUUCCCCGCAGGCAAAUGAUCACACAUCCCAGACAGUAUCCCAGACACCGCGGGCCUCGGUGCCUAUUCGGUCCUCAGGCUCAUCACAGCCAUUCCGCUCGCUGAACGAACUGUUGGGGAUUAAGAAGACACCAGUUGGACAUUUGGUAUCACCGUACGAGGAACGACAUCCCCCGAAGCCUGCUUCAAAUAUCCCCAAAUCGUCCGAACGGCCAACGAAACGGCAGAAGGUUUCCUCGCAAGGGGUUUCUUCGAUAGAGAAGGCGCCUGUCAAUAAACGGAACACCCAGUCACAGGUGGUAGAUUUGACUGAACAAGAAGAUGAGCCUUUGGUCACUAGAGCGCCGAGCGUUGCCCAAGGGCAGAAACCACGACGUGAAAAGCACCGGGAAACAGCGCCGCCCAAGAAAGACCUGGGACAAAAGGACCAACCAUCAUCAGUGAUUCGAUCCCAGAAUGUGCCCGGACCACCAAAUGCAACAGGUUCUGACACCCCGACGUAUGCUAAACCUGUUGUUCCAAUACCGAACUCAUCAAAAAGCAAUCCCCCAAUGCCCGUGCCGCCAGCUGCACCUAGUACCCUGCUAAAUGAACAGCUGGAAGCCCGGAGAACCGCGACUAUCGCGGCCAAACCAAAAUCGCGCCAAGCCCCACGAGAAACACCACUAGAAGCGGCCCAGCCUCGGCAGGACCUUGGACAGAAAUCGCCGACUCUGCUCGUGGAAACACGGCGAAAGGCUCCAGAACCAACGAACGUAACACUGCCUGAUCCCCCGAAAUUUUUUAGACCAGCAUUGCCAUCCUCGUCGGAAUCAUAUAAAAGCCGACCUCCACGGGCAAAUCCGCCUGGAGCACCCAAAGAUGGGUGGAGUGAACAAUCCGAAGCUCGCAAACCUGCGAGUGACACUGUUCCAUCGAAGGAUAGGCCAACGACAGACUAUUUCAGGGCCCGGCCUAAUACUUUGCGUAUGGCAACUGAAAAACCACGUCGAAAAUUGAUGUACAGCGCUCUUCUACCUGGCGAUGCAUCGCAGAAAUCAGGGCCAGAGCUGUCUUCAUCCUCGCCUGCGAGUCGCAGUCAACCCAUAACCAAACCCGAGGACAUCCAAACAGCUUUGGAUCCACUUCAGGGGAUUGAGUCUACGAACGCAGAGUUUAUGCCUUCCGACUCUACCCAAUUCAUCCUGGAGGAGGUGGUAGACGUGUCGAACCCGGAAACUGGUCCGGCUCGAAAUUCAACCAACUCGACGAGUGAUCAACAUUCUUCUUCGCUACGAAAAGCACCGGCGAAGAGAGCUCUUGACGCCCCAUUCCGAAAAUCAAUCUCAGACCCCACUGCCCUGAGAACCGUUCAGAAGCGACCGACACCGACCCGGAGCGCAUUGAGUGCAGUCCCCGAGCAACCUCUGCCUAUUGAAGAAGGCCCUUGGACAUCCGAGGCAUUGGAUUUGUUUGACUUCUGGCCACCUGGACGGCCAAAACCCGCCUCUGGGGAUUAAGGCCGGAUUGACCCUUUUACGUCUUGACUUAUGUUAGAUUAUACCCCAUUACGUGAAGAGAAGAUGCUCUUCGAUGUACAUUGUGAUGCCACGACUUUGAAGUCCCCAUGGAAGCGAUGAUACCC
Messenger RNA from Penicillium subrubescens, 1991 nucleotides. Its product is annotated as DNA helicase ZGRF1-like domain-containing protein. Gene Ontology annotation, cellular component: nucleus; site of double-strand break. The transcript has 2 exons. Gene Ontology annotation, biological process: double-strand break repair. The record is from RefSeq and is a predicted model, not a curated record. Lineage: Eukaryota; Fungi; Ascomycota; Eurotiomycetes; Eurotiales; Aspergillaceae. The coding region runs from base 1 to 1866 and encodes 621 amino acids.